Molecule: messenger RNA, 3681 nt
Organism: Solenopsis invicta (red fire ant)
Lineage: Eukaryota; Metazoa; Arthropoda; Insecta; Hymenoptera; Formicidae
Product: dentin sialophosphoprotein
Exons: 8
Coding region: 757-3162 (801 amino acids)
Source: RefSeq, a predicted model, not a curated record
ACGCCGCGCCACACGUAACUUUACGUCACGGCGAUUUAUCGCCGCUUAUCUGUCGUCGAUACGACAGCGUGGAGAGCGCGCCGCGCGCGCGAUGACGUGGAUGAGCCGGGAACGGCCGAGUUCCGACGGAAGCCGCCGAUUGGCCGCGAGGGCGCGCCGCGUUUGAACGAAUCUCUUCUCUAGCAAUUUCUUUUCUUGGCGAAAGAGGCGCAAAGUAAAAUUCGCUCGGCGAAAGUUAACUUCGUCCUCUUUCGAUUUGUAAAAAGUCAUACAUCGUCCUCAGGGAAGGAUUGAAUCUCUGCGUGAUUACUGAAAUAAUCGGCGUACCUUGAAAUUCAGCUUUAUUCGGUUUUCCAGUGAUAAAAGAUUCACAUUAACACGUUUGAAACGUGAAAUACCUCUGUUAAUAAAUAUUUAAGUUUUUACUAGGUGAUCGUUAUCAAAAUUUCACUCGCACUCGAAAAACGCGAUAAGAAUUCUCUAUAAACAUCAUCCGGCCUAAUGACUAUCUCGAUAACCGUCGAUAUCAAGCGUUCAUACGCAGUAGGCCGUUGCCUUGGCAACGUGAAAACAAACUUGUCAUGGCGAGAACGAAUAGGAUGACCUGCCGUGACUCACUUCAAAAUCAAGGCACUCGUCCCUCGUUGCCCCGUGAAUAAUUGAAAUUUACAAGUGUUACACACGCACAAAAUCAAACAAAGAGUUCGUUAGCUAUAUUUGGCGACACUUGAACCUAAAAAAAGAAAGGGAGGGAAAAUGCUCUCGUCGAAAGCGAACGCGGCGCUGGCACGGCUGAGAGAGAUCGAGGAGAAAUACAAGACGAGACGCGAGGAACAGAAAUGGAAAGAGGACGCGGACAGCUCGAUAAGCAGCGUCUCGAUAGUCCCUUCGGAGAAUUCCUCCGCGAGAUCGAAGGAAUCGCCGAGGAAAGCCGCAAAGCUCAAGCUCGAUAUAAAAAUUCCGAGCGCUCGAUUCGAAGGACACGCGGAGGAAAUGAAACUCUCGUCGAGGAGUGAGAAAUCGACGGACAAAGCGAACGCGAAGCCUCCCAAAGGCGCCGCCGCCGAGAUUGACCUUGAUGUCGCGAUGCCGUUAGAUGAUAAAUCGUCGCGUUCCGCAGGAAAGCAAGAAAGUCUCAUUUCGGACACAAUGACGAUUCAGGAAAGCAGUUUGAUCGAAAGCGUGCUCGAUGACUCGAUGACUCCGUCAAAAUCAUUCUCGCGCUCGAAAACGUCGCGGCGAAACUCCUCCACGGCCAGCGAUAGAUCGUCCGGACGCGAGGAGACGAGGACGAAGGCGGCCGCGAGGUCCCUGGGAGGAGAAGAAUCCAGCGAAUCAUCCGAAAUCGCAAGGGGGAAAGCGCGGUCUGGCAACUCGUCGAUCGCGAAGCGACUGAGGUUGUCCAGAAAAUCGAACGAGAGGAUCUCCAGGGUGCAUCUCAACCGGAAGAAACGUGCGGCGACCGAGGAUGAAGCGAUCGCGAAAACGUCGAAAGAGACGGUUGGAAAUCGAGAUGAUGCCAACGAUGUGGUGGUGUCUUCGCACGGGGACAACAUUGUCGAAGAGUCGAUCGGUACGACUGUGGAGAACGGCAGUGAAAUUAUUUCGGAACUUUCCCGCUCCGUGGAAAGCUCCGCAGCUAAAAUUAAAGACAUCGUCGACAUUCCCAAGGGCUCUAAACAUCCAACGGAUGAAAACGCUUCUGCAACGGCUUCAAACAGCUCGAAAGGUCUAAUGGCUGAAAAUGACGGAUAUGCAAACGACACCUUCGAGGACAUUUCGACGUCGACCAUUCUAUCGGAGCGAGAGGAAAUGAUUAAUGGGAAGAAAAAAGUGGUCGAUGGAGCGAGGUCUAAAGCGAAAGAAAUCAAUAUUGCAGAAUAUGAGUCUUAUCAGGAUAGUGCUAAAGAGCACAGCUACAGAGAUAAGCCAAUCAUCGCGCUCAAUCUAACGACGAAAGUGCCGAAACCAAGAGCAACCAAGGUCGAUUCGGGACAAUCGCGCUACGUCGGCGACCUCGAAAGCAUCGUCGCGAAUCCAGAUAACGUGACUGUACACGCGAUAAAAUUGCCACAAUCCGCUGGUUCGAGUUCGAGGAACCAAAGAGGACAUUAUCAGCGUCAAAAGGCAUCGUUUAGAAACGAAAACGUUUCAAGCGCUGUAAGUUCCAAUACGAACACAUUGGAUUCUUCGGAGUCGUCGACCGGCGACGUGACGAAGACGAAUGAGAGGAAAAACUCUCUGGCGAUUACUACUGUUCGGCAAGAAAGCGGCCGGAAAGAGCGUGGAGAAGCAUCGAACGGAGCGAGAGAACGUGCGGUGAUAGAUGUCACCAGAUUGCCAGUGGCGAACGAGGACUCGAUCGAGUCGGCAAAAUCUAAUUUGUCGUUAGAGGAAAACGAGGAGAGAAGGCAAGAGGUUUCCGGAGAGAGCUUGGAUCAACAAAUUUCACAGGAUGUCGAUUAUGUGCUGAAAAAAUUGCACAAAGGCGCGCUAGCUGAGAGACGAAACGCAAACUCGAAAAUCGCGACAGAAACGUCGGAAAGCCUCCACCACAGUAAAACCGUGUUUCAAGUCCGGAAUGCAUCGAAGACGAGGAAAGUGAGCACGGAAAGGAAAAACGAAAAUUGCCGUUGUUCAAAAGAAAAAGAUAACGUGUCUUAUCAUAAUUUUCGUGAAUAUAAUACCAAGAGGAAGAUGAAAGAAAUGAGAAUGAAUUCAAAGUCAGCCGGAAAUCGCAAUAGCACGGAAAGUCGUAAGGAAGACAAAGGUUUGAGCUACGAUGGGAAACAAACGCGCGGACUUCGGAAGCGGAUUGUCGAACUGCGACUGCGGCAAGAGCGGGAAGACCUCCAAAAAUAUCUACACGAACUGAAGGACUUGAGACUAGAAUCAGGCUCUACUCGGAGCUAUUUCAAGCCUUUGGAAUUCCCGAAGAUCGCAGAAUUUACGUCUGACGUAAAUAAUUUGGAGUCGAAGCCGGACGAUCGGUAUCGUGAGAAAGUUUUGGCGAUUAGGCGUUGGUUGAAGGAUCAAUAUGUCUUGUAUCGCGACUACUGUACUAUGGCGCAAGCGAUCAAUGCCCACUACGUUCCCACAACUUUGGACGAUGCCAAAAAGACGAUACGCGAGCUGCGGAAAACGACAAUUAAAACCAGGUGACGUCGAUACGCCCACCUGAAAAGGCGUAAAUGCGACUCGUUGAAGCCGGCUGUGAUCUAGCGCCAGAUUUGAAUGCUUCGAAAUAGUAGACAGAGAGAGAGUGCAUUUACUUCCGUACCGUUAUUGGGCGAACUUCAGGCUGCUUGACGCUGCGCGUGUCGCCCGUGCGAAGGUGCGCGCGGCAAGAGGCAACUCUCCGUCAUGGCGGCGCGGCGGGGUGGUGCGGCGGCGGCGGCGGCGCGGCGCGGCGCGGCGCGCUUUCAUUGACGCGCCGUGUGCCGUCGCCGUGUCUCUCCCGUGCAGUUUCGUAGCAGCUUCGCGAGCGUCGAGACGCGAUCGACCGCCAUCCGCCUCUCCGACCUGUGGUCUCGGACUCACGAACGCUCACCCCUGUGUUUCGCGUGCUGCAGCCAGGCGCGGCCUUCCGUGUUCUCGUGGUGCGGCCGUAAUUUCUCUGCGUCGGCGGCGGCGGCGGAGCAGCAGGAGCGAGUGGACGCCAGGGAGCGCCGACUCUUCCGG